Molecule: messenger RNA, 1497 nt
Organism: Penicillium canescens
Lineage: Eukaryota; Fungi; Ascomycota; Eurotiomycetes; Eurotiales; Aspergillaceae
Product: Major facilitator superfamily domain general substrate transporter
Exons: 5
Coding region: 1-1497 (498 amino acids)
Biological process (GO): transmembrane transport
Cellular component (GO): membrane
Molecular function (GO): transmembrane transporter activity
Source: RefSeq, a predicted model, not a curated record
AUGCAUCAAGCAGAGAACUUUGAUAGCAAGGACCAUGGAAUAACCCCUGUCAGCAUAAUGUAUGACAUACACCAUGGGCAGAUCGAAAGUGAGAUCCCUGCGACGCAAUACAGAUGCGUAUUGCUGAAAAUUGACUUGGUCGUGAUGCCUCUCAUUGUCAUCGCAAUGACACUGGCAUUCUUGGACAAGAAUGGCCUCGCCUACGCAGCAGUAUAUGGCCUGAAGACAGACACGCAUCUGGUUGGCCAACAAUACAGUUGGCUCGGGAGCAUAUUCUACUUUGGAUACCUCGCCAUGGAGUUCCCAAACCUCUGGCUGAUAACAAAAUUCCCAACUGGCAAAUAUAUGGGAUGUUGUCUCAUGGCGUGGGGCGCAUGUUUAUGUCUACUGGCAGCUUGCCAUAAUUUUGCUGGUCUCGCAGUUGUUCGCCUCUUCUUGGGUGCUUUCGAAGCUGCCUUGCUUCCAUGCUUGUUGCUCAUGAACUCAAAGUGGUAUCGACGGAGUGAGCAGCCUCUACGGACCGCUUUCUGGUACAAUACGUUUGCGGGUGUUUUUGGUGGCAUCUUGAGCUAUGCUAUCGGGCACAUCAAGGGAGAUUUACCCACAUGGAAGUACAUAUUCAUAAUUUAUGGGACUGUGACUAUUCUGGUCGGCAUCUUGGUCAUGUUUGCCUUACCUGAUGGCCCUUCGACCGCCUGGUUCUUAUCAGGUGAAGAAAAGAAAAUUGCACUCUUGCGGGUAUCGGAGAACCAGACUGGACUGGGAUCUCAUAGGGAUAUGAAACCCAGCCAAAUCUUUGACGCCCUAACAGAUCCUAGAUACUACAUACUUAUGAUAUUUGUCAUAGCGCAAUCGAUAACUAACGCAGGAAUCACCAAUUUCAACCCAUUAAUCAUCUCUGGCUUUGGAUUUUCACAAGCCAAGACAACACUGCUCGCUACACCACAGGCUGCAGUUGCAAUGGUUGCCCAGGCACUUUGCACCACUCUUACAUUCUUCGUGCCCAACAUUCGCUGCUUGAUCUGGGUCAUAUCGUCUCUGAUUGCCAUGGCUGGCGCUAUUAUGGUCCAUAUUCUGGAUCCGACUACACAGCGUGCUGCCUCGCUGGCCGGUGUUUACAUAAUGGGAUUCUACAACGUGCCGUGGGUGAUCGCAUUGAGUCUGCAAACAUCCAAUACAAGCGGAACGACAAAGAAGAGCUUCGUCUCAAUCUCGGUAGCUAUAUUUUAUGCUAUUGGGAACAUUAUUGGCCCACAGUUCUUUCUCGGAACCCAGGCACCGCAUUAUCCACUUGGAAUUGGCGCAAUGCUAUGCUGCUUUGCCAUUAUGACAGUAACCGGAAUUUUGUAUUUCAUCUCAUGUCUUAUUUCCAAUCAGCACCGUGAUCGUGUGCAUGGACGAAUCAGUGAGCAGCCCGGUAUGGAUGUUGCGGGGAUUGAAGCGGAUAUGGAUGAUUUAACCGAUAGGGAGAACAAUAGGUUUAGAUAUACAUAUUGA